This is a messenger RNA of Carcharodon carcharias (great white shark), 2587 nucleotides long. RefSeq names its product chromosome 2 C1orf198 homolog (gene c2h1orf198). Lineage: Eukaryota; Metazoa; Chordata; Chondrichthyes; Lamniformes; Lamnidae. The transcript has 4 exons. Bases 70 to 1110 code for a protein of 346 amino acids. The record is from RefSeq and is a predicted model, not a curated record.
GCUCCCGGUGGCCAAUGAGUGACGCCUGAGGGAGGCUCGCGCUGCCAGAGGUUGCCUCCAUUCGCAUCCAUGGCGUCUGUGGCGGUGGUGAUGAGUUGCGAAGUUGGCGAGGCGAUGGUUGCCGCCGGCGCCGCCGGGCUGGAGCAGAAGAAGUUCGAGUACUUUUCCUCCAUCAGCCCCAUGGCCCGGCGGAUCAUGCUGGAGAGGCAGAAAAUCCGCGAGAAGUACGGGCCGCGCUGGGAAAGGCUGGAGCCCAGGCAGCAGGAGGAGAUCAUUGACAACUGGCUAGUAGAUCCCCAGAUCCGCAGCCGGUACAACCUGCACCGCAGCCAGAGAGAGGAGACGGUCUGUUACCCCAGGCUGCAGCUCCAGACCGGCCAGAAGGUUGUACACUUCGGAGAGGAGGAUAUUACAUGGCAAGAUGAACACUCAGCUCCAUUCUCCUGGGAAACGAAGAGUCAGAUGGAAUUCAACUUUGCCUCCACGGCUGCUUCUGAACAAGGGGUUUCUGCCCAAAGUGAACAACGCCAGCCAGUCAAGACAUCCCAAGGAAAUCACCAACUUAAAGCAUCCCAGGGAGGGCAGCCAAUCAAACCAUCACAAAAUGGAAAGACACCAAGCAUGGAUGGUCUUGCACAAGCCAGAAAGGAAGAGUCGUCGUCCUUCUGGAAACUGAGUACUGAAAGAUCCAGGCUGGAGGGUGAACAGUCUGAUUACCAGUGUGUAACCCCAAGUCAGAUCAAGUCAAUGGAGAAAGGAGAAAAGCCACUUCCCUCCUACUUGAGACAAGAAUCACUGUCAAAGGAGAAAGAUGAAAAUAAAUCUGAGAAACCUUGGAUGAAGAAGCAGGAACGAAUAAUUAACACCAGUGUCUCAUCUGUGUUUAUUGAUUUGGACAGGCCUCGAACAAGCCAGCCUUCAGUAAGCGUACUUGAUGAUGUUUUCACUCGUGGCCAUCCUGAGAAAUCUCCAGAUAAAAAGCUUGUUUCAAAGGAAUCUGAAGAUGAAGAACGAGAUGAUUCCUGUGCAUCUGAUGCACCCUUUUUCUCACAGAUUAAUACGAGUAGUUCUAUUCUAAAGACUGGAUUUGAUUUCCUGGAUAAUUGGUAAUUUCUCCUGCUUCCUUCACAACCCAAAAACCCACUUUUUGGCCAAUUAUUAUGAAAGUAACAUUUGUUAAAAGUUCUGGAGUAGAGGUGGAUGAAAGUGAAAAUAUUACUCAACUGAAUCCUCAGCAGUUAUUCUUCUAGUCAACCAAUUAAGAUAACAUUGCAGUUAGUAGUAUAUAUGUUAUGUUUAAAUUUGUUUUCUGUAUGUGAAAAUGAAUCCCUUGAAAUUAUUAACUGGGUAUGCAAACAUUGAAUUGAGUUAAUUUACCCUUUAAAAUGCUCCACGGUGAGAUUCAAGUGUAUAUUUCAAGCCAGGAUUCCUGCUUCUGCUCAUCAUUCCAUGGACAUCCAGUGGAGAUAGGAUUGGUUCUCUUGAUCAAUAUUUGAAGAACUGUAACUUUAUAAAGCAAAGAUCAGCAGAGGAAGGGAAGGAAAAUAAGUGGAAAAUCUUGAUACCAUACAGUGUUGAAUAUGCAAGUACAGAAGCUAAGGGCAAGUAAAACCCAGCAGGUGUAAAGUUGCUAUCUUCCAAAUUGAUGAAUACAAGGUUGCUCAAGAUCAGUUUUUAUAUUUAUGCAUGCACACAUUAUGUAAAAAUAAAUUCUAAAUAUCAGUUGUCUUAGAGGAUUCCAAAGUAAGGAAAAGUAUCCAUGGUGCUAAGAAGUGAAUUAGUGGCAAGUUGCAUGUACAAGGAACGACUGUACUGAAGGUCAGGUGAUCAGAACUACAUUUUCAUGUAAAAUUUGCUGUGAAAACAAAGUGAAAUAGCCCCACUUAGACUGACUAUUCAAACAUUGGCUACAAUGACAUUUUACAGAAAGUAACAUGUUAGUUCAUCCAAUGUAAAUGAGUGAAAACUCAAGUUGAAAAUCACUUUAUAACAGCAAGGGGGAUUCAUUGCAUAAAAGACCGUAUGUAUUACAAAGUAACAUUCCAGAGUUGUUUUAACUUUUGAAAUGAAUAUAAAGUAAAUUCCUUAGCUUAGGAAGAAAACGUUCUUGAAUCAUCUUGCUUGGGGACAUAUUAAUGAAUGCCACAAGCACUUAAAUCUACUCUAAAGCAAUAAAAUCCUUAAGAAAAUUUUGCUUGUUAUUUCUGCAUUACAUCUGCUGGAAUUAUAAAAGUGUUCAGUAGAACUGCAGAUUCAGACAACAGCUAGCCACUUUAAAUACUUUCAUGUGUGUGACAACAAUUAACCUCAAUUAUAAAUAGUGAUUAAGAUAAUUUAAAAUGUUGAGGCUGUUGAGUGUAACUAAUACAUCAUAUUCAAGUAGAGAGCUUACUUGUCCUGACAUUUAGGUUGUAAAUGCUGUUGAUAUGUCUGUCUUGCAUCGUAGAGGAUUCUUGUCUUCCACAGGCCUUUUCUAUAAUAUUGCCUAUCCAAUCAGCUGUGCCAACGUGUAUAAAAGUGUAGCUAUCAAAUGGCUUAAUGUUUUUACUGAAAUGUAUUAAGUGCUGAUAAAUUUUUGAAAUACCCA